CGCUGCAUUGUCUCGAUGAGUUUUUAAAGUUAAAAUUUUUGUUAUCACUGUAUUUUAACUACAUAUUGUAAAAAUUGAUUUUAAUAGUAUGUAUGAAUUUACAUACAUACUUCUGUAAGUAGAUUUAAUUUUUAGAAUUCUGUAAAAUCGGAAAAAAAAAGGCAGGUGUUUGAUUUGGGAAGUAAUCAUUAUGUGUAUUAACGGUUCAAAGUUAUUGGGUUUCUUAUCUUAUAAUUUUUUGAAUUGUAUAAAUAAUUACCGAGUUAAAAUGUUGUAUUUCAAUGUAUUUUUAUUGUAUUUUAUGUUUGCAAAAACUGAUUCCGCUGAAGUCGAUUUGAAUUUUCAAGACAAAUUGACUCAAGGAGAAAGUCUUUACAAAGAACUAGUAAAAAAAUCUUAUGGUAGUUGUUGGAAAGAAGCUUUGUCUCAUCUGCAUUUCAGCUGUAAACAUUUGACAGAAGAAAUUCAAAGCAGAUUGGCUCUUUCAUUUACAAAUUGUUUUCUGAAACAUUCUGGCUCAGAAAUAUGUCCAUGCCCUGAUGAUUCUCCUAUAUCUACUUGCUUAGGAAAUAGUUCUGAUCGAGUAUUUUCAACUUAUACAGAAUUUUUUACUCAUACCCAAAGUAUUUGUCAUUAUCUGCAGCACAGAGAAUGGCAAGAACAAACUCACAAGACUGUUGCUAUGUUAACAGAAAAUUCUGAAAUAGUUAGUAAAAAACUGGAUGAAUCACGUAAAACACAAUCUAAGAUUCUUGAUAUGCAACAAGUUUCUUUGUCAGAGCAAAGAAGGCUGAUAAGUAAUGGUAGAUCUUUAAACAAGGAACUGGCAAAGUCCCGAAGUCAAGCAAGAUAUGCUUUUGAUGAAUUCAAGGCUUCAACCAAUGAACAGAAACAUCUCAUAUUUGAGAUAUUUGAUCGUGUGAAAGGGCUCCAACAUUUUGUUCUAGGAGAAUUUACCAGUAUUUACACAUUUGCAUAUUAUUUUGCUGGUGUCUUUGUCAUAUAUCUAAUCACUUCUGUACCUCAAACAGCAAGUGCUAGAAUCUGGCUUCUGCUCCUUAAGUCAGGAAAUGUUGUCCUUGAAAGAAUUUUAGUAUCCUACAAUCUUGAUGAAGAAAUGACAAAGUUAUUCCCACUGGAAAUCAAUGGUCCAAUUUAUUCCAACAUCUGGAUGUGUAGAAAAUGUGUGUGUAUUGUAUGUUUCAUAGUUUUACUUUAUUUUUACCAUUCUUAUAAAGAUUACAAUUCCAUCAACAAUCAGUUGCUUCGAGAAAUUCAAAGACAGAAUUCUGAACUUCAAGAAGCUUUAAAAAGUUUACAGUCACAACAUUUGACAACACCUUCAAUUCAAGCCACUAAAGAGAGUUUGGAAUAUUUGUUUUCAACUAAAACUGUAAACCAUGAAUCAUCAUCUUUAAACCAGUCUAUUUCAGUUUCAAGAAAAUUAAAGGAAAAAAUAAAAGAAAUUAAUAAUUCUUUUGAGGUUUCUAGUCAGUCAAAUGAAACCAAAGCUUUUACAAAAUCUGAUGAAAGAAUUAAAACAACAGUUGAAAAGACUCCUGAAAAAAGAAAAAAGCAAAGUGUGAGAAAGAUAAAUACUUCAUCAAAAGAAGCUUCACCAUUAUCUGCCAAAGAGAAUUUUGAUGAGUAUACUUCUCCUCAAAAGAGAUAUAAUCUUCGUAGCAGAGGGAAUACUCCUGCACAGUCCCCCAAUGUCUCCAUAAUGUCACCUGUAAAACCAAAAGAUUUGGUGGAUGCUGUUUCAAAGAAAUUAGAAAAUAAACUGCCAAUUUCAAAUCGAAUUUAAAGUAUAGUAGAUGCCUUAUAAUGUGAACAUAGUUAAUGUUAGUAUUUGUUAUAUAUUAUUAAAAUCCACUGAUACCAAACCAAUGUACUCAAAGACACAGAAAAAUAUUAUGGGAACAUUUGGGAAUCAUUUUUCCCUUGGGAUUGGGUUUGCAUUCUUUAUUUGCACUAGAGUUGUCUGGACUAAAUAGAUACUUGCACUGUCAAGUAUGGCUUGAAAUCUGAUGAACAGCUAUAUAACACUGUUGCUUGCAAUUGAAUUAUAAAAGUGAAAUGGCUAAAGAAAUAACUGGUUUGAGUGUUAAAGAUGUACUUGAAAUCUUAACUGAUCUGGAAGUUAACCUAAAAAACUGUGUAGUUGUAAAUUUCACAGCCUCUUUGUAAAAUUUUGAAAAAUCAUGAUGUUCUUAUGAGUAAGAUCAAGCAGUAAGUGUUGUUGAUUCUAAUAAGGACAAAUUUGUUGAAGAAAAUUCUUAAUAAAUGCCAAAAUGAGUUAAACAUUUGACCAUUUGAAACUCAGCAUGCAGCUUUAUUCACCUAAUUUUUAAAAUAAUAGUACAAGCAUUAUAUAAUGCAAAUUGUUAAGGAAUGUUUGUCAAGAAGCAACAAUUAAGGAAUAUUUUUAUUAUUAUUUAUGAAAUAAAUUAUAGAUAG
Molecule: messenger RNA, 2460 nt
Organism: Argiope bruennichi
Lineage: Eukaryota; Metazoa; Arthropoda; Arachnida; Araneae; Araneidae
Exons: 6
Coding region: 191-1807 (538 amino acids)
Source: RefSeq, a predicted model, not a curated record